This is a messenger RNA of Diceros bicornis minor, 2350 nucleotides long. RefSeq names its product otopetrin 1 (gene OTOP1). Gene Ontology annotation, cellular component: membrane. Lineage: Eukaryota; Metazoa; Chordata; Mammalia; Perissodactyla; Rhinocerotidae. Gene Ontology annotation, molecular function: proton channel activity. The record is from RefSeq and is a predicted model, not a curated record. The coding region runs from base 1 to 1830 and encodes 609 amino acids. Gene Ontology annotation, biological process: inner ear morphogenesis; proton transmembrane transport. The transcript is spliced from 6 exons.
AUGCCCGAGGGCCAGAGGGCUCCUGCCUCUCCCCGGACGGCUCAUAGGGCCCGGGACAGGGGCUCGUCUGGGCUUGCGGUCUGCCCGCCACCCCAGCGCCCGGCCCCGGGGUUCCCGGAGUCCCCGGCCCCUCGGCGGGCCGCCGUCUGCGCUAGUGUCCCGCAGAAGCUGGCCGAGGCGCUGAGCAGCCAGUACGGGCUGAACGUGUUCGUGGCGGGGCUGCUGCUCCUGCUGGCCUGGGCCGUGCACGCCUCGGGCGUGGGCAAGAGCGACCUGCUCUGCUUCCUCACGGCGCUCAUGCUGCUGCAGCUACUCUGGAUGCUGUGGUACGUGGGCCAUAGCUCCGCGCACCGUCGCCUCAUCCGCCUCAAGGACACGCACGCCGGCGCGCGCUGGCUCCGCGGUAGUAUCACAUUGUUUGCAGUCAUUACCAUCAUCCUGGGAUGCCUUAAAAUUGGGUACUUCAUUGGAUUUUCUGAAUGUUUAUCAGCCACAGAAGGAGUUUUCCCUGUCACACAUGCGGUGCAUACUCUGCUGCAGGUAUAUUUUCUUUGGGGGCAUGCGAAGGAUGUCAUUCAGUCUUUCAAAACACUGGAAAGGUUUGGAGUCAUCCACUCGGUGUUCACCAACCUGCUUCUGUGGGCCAACAGCGUCCUGAAUGAGUCAAAGCACCAACUGAACGAGCACAAGGAGCGGCUCAUCACCCUGGGCUUUGGGAACAUAUCUAUAGAUUUAGAUGACCACACACCUCCAUGUAAUUGCACACCCCUGGCUUUCUGCUCCGCCAUCUCACAGGGGAUUUACUACCUCUACCCUUUCAACAUCGAGUAUCAGAUUCUGGCUUCCACUAUGCUCUAUGUCCUGUGGAAAAACAUUGGACGAAAAAUUGACAGUCAUCAGCCUCAGAAGAUGCAUUUCAAGUUUCACGGGGUCAUGGUGGGCUCGGUCCUGGGCCUGACGGUGCUGGCAGCCACGAUCGGGGUUGUGGUGGUGUAUCUGAUUCAGAUAGGGCGUUCCAAAACCAAGAGUGAGUCUGCACUCAUCAUGUUCUACGUGUACGCCAUCACCUUGCUGGUGCUCAUGGGGGCUGCAGGGCUGGUUGGAAUCCAGAUUUACAGGAUAGAUGAGAAAUCACUAGAUGAGUCCAAAAAUCCGGCCCGCAAAGUGGACGUGGACCUCUUGGUGGGCACUGCCUUCGGCUCCUGGCUCAUCUCCUGGGGCUCAAUCUUGGCCGUGCUCUGUGCCGAGUCCUGCCCCCCGUAUACCUGGUACAACCUGGCCUACUCCAUCCUGGUGAUCGUGGAGAAAUACAUCCAGAACCUCUUCAUCAUCGAGUCCACCCACCGAGAGCCCGAGAAGCUCUCCGAGGACAUCAGAACCCUGCGGGUGGUCACAGUCUGCAAUGGCAAUGCCGCAUACCAUGCUUCCUCCUGCCUCGAGAGCGGAGCUGUGGCCGGGGCCGUGGCUCCCCAGGGCAGUGAGAUGUCACAUGCAGUCGUCAGAAACAUGAGUCUACGAGAAGGCUGUGGCAAAGAGGAAGAGGAGAGGCGCCGGGAAGGGGCCCCGGGCUCAGCCUGCCGCCCCUGUUUCUUGCAGGGCAAUGCCAAGAGGAGAGUCUUGAAGAAUAUUGCAGCCUUUUUGUUCCUCUGCAAUAUUUCGCUGUGGAUCCCUCCCGCCUUCGGCUGCCGCCCCGAGUACGACAACGGGUUGGAGGAAAUUGUCUUUGGCUUUGAACCCUGGAUAAUAGUGGUCAACCUGGCCAUGCCUUUUUCUAUUUUCUACCGAAUGCACGCAGCCGCCUCCCUCUUUGAGGUCUAUUGUAAGAUAUAGUCGGGUCCACGUGAAGGUGAGCCAACAGGAGGAUGCAGUGGAGCCACCUGGGAUGACCAGUUGGGCAAAUAUUGUCUUACACAUGCGAGAAGGGCCGCCUUUUGUCUGCAGUCAUUGUGUUCCCCAUGGGAUGGAAUGGCCCAUCACCCCGGAUGAAAGCAAACAAGCUAGAUCAAAAUCAACAAGGUGACUGAAAUCUGUCCUUGGUUGGUUAGUUCUAAUCAAACUCAAAUUAUUUUAUCUCCUAAACGAAAUCUUUUGUUUUAGAAGAAUGUGAUCCCAGGUUGGAAAAAAAAAUUAUCCAGUUUGUUUUUCAUAAAAAUCAUUUUCUGUUAUCAUAUUACUACACACAACCCUUUUCUGACCGUCUGGGUCGUGUAAUCACCCUUACAUUUCAUCCUUCCCAGAGCUGAUGCAUGGAGAGACAAUCACAUUUAGUUUAUAUUUCUGAAUAUGUUUAAUUUUCUGAACAAAGUUAUUUUUAUAUAGAUCAAUGUAAAGACAUAUUUUUUACCUGAAA